AUGGCAAAAACUGAGCAGGGCAAUGGGCUUCACAUGCGGGGCACCGCGGAGAAGCUGACAGAUAAUGGGAAAGGGUCCGACCCAGAGGCAAACGGCAAUGUUGUCGUCGGGCAGACAGAGGUGGACAAGUACGGAUUCUCAGGUGGAGCACAGCAGCACUCCGGGGAGAAUGCUGAAGAAGUCCCCAUCCAGGUGCUGAGGGAGCGGGAGGCAAAAUGGCUGGAGAUGCUCAACAGCUGGGACAAGUGGAUGGCCAAAAAACACAAGAAGGUGAAAGAACGUUGUCAGAAGGGGAUCCCUCCAUCCCUGCGUGGCCGGGCCUGGCUCUUCCUCACUGGGGGCAAAGUGAGGAGGGAGCAAAAUCAGGGCAAAUUCCUGGAGUUGGACAACCAGCCAGGAGAUCCUAAGUGGGUAGAUAUUAUUGAGAGGGACCUCCAUCGACAGUUCCCCUUCCAUGAAAUGUUCGCAGCAAGAGGAGGUCACGGGCAGCAGGACCUGUUCCGCGUGCUCAAGGCUUACACUCUGCAUCGUCCGGAAGAGGGUUAUUGUCAGGCUCAGGCUCCAAUCGCUGCUGUACUCCUGAUGCAUAUGCCAGCAGAGGAUGCAUUCUGGGUUCUUGUCCAGAUUUGUGAGAAGUACCUUCCUGGGUACUACAGUACAGGGCUGGAGGCGAUCCAGCUGGACGGGGAGAUCCUGUACGCUCUGCUGCGGCGGGUGUCUCCAGUGGCCCACCGGCACCUGAAGAAGCACAAGCUGGAGCCCAUCCUGUACAUGACCGAGUGGUUCAUGUGUGCCUUCUCUCGGACUCUGCCGUGGGCAUCGGUGCUGCGUGUCUGGGACAUGUUCCUUUGUGAGGGAGUGAAGAUCCUCUUCAGAGUUGGCCUGGUUCUCCUGAAGUGCACGCUCGGAUCUCAAGAGAAACUGAAGGCUUGUCAAGGCCUCUAUGAAACGAUGGAGCUGCUCCGAGCAAUACAGCCACAGUACAUUCAAGAAAGUUUCCUGGUGCAUGAGGUUAUUGAGUUAGUGGUGUCUGAGAAAGACAUUGAGAAGGAGCACAAUGCUCAGCUGCGGCGCUGGAAGGAGUCUCACGGAGAUCUACAUUGCAAGUCCCCUCCCAGGAUGCACGGCGCCAAGGCCAUCAUGGCCGCCGAUCCACCGAGCCGUCAGGACCUGAGACAGAGGCCUACGAUCAUCGUAGAGUCUCCUCUGGCACCCAAGACAGAUGGGGUGAGCGCAGACAGCGGCAAGCAAAGUAGAAUGACUCAAGAGGGAAAACAGACGGAAACGAUCCUUCCGCCACAGGAGACUGUUAACAAUCCUUACCUUUCACCAAGUGACCCCUCACCUCUCCUCAAACACAUGACCAUACAGGGGUCCAAAGAGAGUCUGAGCAGUGCAGAGCAUGACACUUACCUGUAGCAGGGCGAGUGUCACAGUUUACACACAUAAAUCAUUAAAAUUCUGCUGUGACACUCAUCACAGUCUUCAGCCUCACAUGUCACGACUGUCAGUGACAUGACAGCCCUUUCUGUGAUAAAGAGCUAACUAUAUUGUCAUAACUGUGACAUUAGGUAAAAAGUUUUACAAUCAAGACAAUCCAGGAAAAGUAAUGGGAUUUAAAACUCAUCUCAAACAUUUGUAAAGGUAAUCACAUCGUCAAACCUGGCACAAGAAAUGCCUGUGACUACCAAGCAUUCGCCGUUAUACUCAACACAUUUUCAGUGUCAUAUAAUUUACACAGGUUGUUGUUGUUGUUAACUGCGGCUUUAAUGAAGUAGUACAGUCGUGGAAGUCUCACAUAAUGGUUUAGUGACUGUUUCAAAUAUAAUGGAAAUGUGUAAUUUCCUGGGAGCAACACCAGAUGGCGACAUUGUUCACCUCAUGACUGAACAUGUCGGGAACAGCUACUGUUGAUAUUUACCUCCUAAACGCAGUGCUCAGCUUUCUUUUCCUCAGCUAUAAAUGAAGUCUGAAUUGAUGAGGUCAUCUCAAGCACUUUUGCCUUUAUAGUCUUCCUCUUUGCCUGCAUUAGUCACUACAUUGCCAACACAGAGAUUCGCGGUUAUACUGCUUUUCUAGACUACGUCACUAGUACUAAUAUGCAGGCACGUGGUCUAUCAGUGUGUCUUUUAAACGCAGUCUUGUGGCAGUUAUGCUGCAUCUAUUAGCUUGUCUAUGCUCAUGUUGAACACUUGAGGGCGUCCUGAGAUCAUCUCUAAGCCACAGCAGUGGCCAGCAGUAAAACUGACACAAGCUUUGUGACUCUAAGAUGAAGGAAAACGGUGUGCAGGGAAAUUUUGUGCCACUAAGCCAAAGAUUUUUAAUGCAUGUAGUUAAUGUAUAUGUCAUCCAAGCAAGUUUAUACAGUCAUAUUGUGAUGAAGUGAUUGUCCGUUUGGGAGAGCAUUACGUUUAUAUUUAUGUCAUGAAUGAGAUAUGGUAAAAAUGCCAUUUUGAAGGAAGCUAAUAUGAAAUUGUUUUAUUCUGUUUAUGUCUUUACAAUCAUGCUUGAAGGCUUGUGGGGCCUAAACUUAAAGAUAUCUAAUUUUACGAUAAAAUGCAAACCAUUGGGAGAUUUUUUUUGUCUGCAACACACAGAAUCUAAACACUCAACAAGUUUUUAUUCCCAGUUUUUGAUUUUCUUUUUUUUUUUUAUUAAGAAACCAAGCUGAAAUGCGAUGAAAUGAGAACCAGGGUUUUUCUUCUGAAAACUGCUCUGAUUAAGCUUUAAAAGUCAAAACUAUAAAAGAAUCAUGGGGUCCAAGUAAUGUACCAAUAGCAUCUUCAGCUGUUCUUUUCUAAGGGCAUGUUUAGCUCAAAAUGAACUGAAACAGUGAGUCUCUUUGAAGCAUAUGACCCUACAGGAUUUUCUUUCUCAUGCAAAAAGAUUUUGGAAAAAUAUAAAAGGUCAAGGAAGCCACAAAUCUUUGAUAAUGACCAAACUGUAUUUGUUGAUACUUGUUUUUAUCUGAGAUGUUUUCAAUGAAGAAAUAAGGAAUUCUUAACAUCUAACACUGAAAGCCCUGGACACUCCUCUACCAGCUCUUACAUGUGUGACUCUACAUCAGAUUAUAUGCUGUCAAAGGUUUUCUUAAAAAUGGAAAAUGGUAGUGGGUAUGUGUUGAUUUUAAACACUGUGGAGAUAUUCAUUUUUAAAAAUGUGCUACGGGUUUAUAGUUUUCUGUGUAUUAGGAGGCACUGUUUACCUGCCUGUUUAUUAUUAGAUUUUAAACAUUUUCUGUAGUCAGACCACAGAUCACGUUUAACCACCGUGAAAUGUAUUGGUUGAGCUUUCAUGCUUUCAUGUAGAUGGAGCCACUGAGCUUCAACCAGGGACCGAAUGACUAGUUGCUCAGUCGUUCUGAAGGAUACAUGAGGCAUCUGAAAUGUAAUGUUGACCUGAAAGGAUGUAUUUUUUAAGUACAUUCCAUUUGGACAGUGCUCCUUAAUAAGAAUCAUUGGAACUGUUAUGAUUAAAGAGAUCACUGAUUGAGCCUGGGGCUUGUAAAUCUGCAACCUGCUGUUUCUGUCAAUAUGUAGGACUUUAUUUCUAUGUGCUCAUUUUAUUUGAAAUCAACUUCUCAAAUCCAUAAGCUGCUUUAUACCGAAUUACAUUUAAAUCAAUAAAAACUUUUGCAGAUCUGU
Molecule: messenger RNA, 3644 nt
Organism: Acanthopagrus latus (yellowfin seabream)
Lineage: Eukaryota; Metazoa; Chordata; Actinopteri; Spariformes; Sparidae
Gene: tbc1d10ab
Product: TBC1 domain family, member 10Ab
Exons: 9
Coding region: 1-1419 (472 amino acids)
Source: RefSeq, a predicted model, not a curated record